GUUGUGGUAAUUCUAGAGCUGGUUGGUGUUUCCAUUGGUGAAGGGUAUGGCUAUGAUCAUGACAUGACAAUUGAGAGGAGGCCUUCUGCCUUCAUGCUUUGGGACCGAGUAGGGACCACAAUGAGCGGCAUGUGUGACAUAAAGUCUUUAGAGGAUUCCCUCUUCAAACGUAUAAUUGUAACUCAUGAUGAAACCAUUACCAAAUGGCUUGAUCCAGAAGCUGCAGUUGCCAGUAGAGAUGCUUUGGCAAAUUGUGUUGUUGUUAACACUUUUUGUAUUUAUCCAGAAGAUGGUGAAGCACCACCAAGUGGAGUGGAUGAUAGGACAAAGCUGGCUUAUUUUCAUAAGCCAGGAGUUCUGCAUAAUUUAAAUUCGAGAUAUGAUGUCAAUGAAAUAUAUAGUUAUGAUCAAUUAAGGAAUCAGUUAGUCAAUAUGCUUAGUGGCGAGAGUGAAGUGGGUGAAACGGAAAGCACAAAAUUGCUCAUGCAGUAUCUUGCUUACUUGGGAGGCAGAGCUGCAUCUGAGGGGAGGAUUGUCGCACAGCAAGUCCUGGAGUCAAAUCCGGUUCUAGAAGCAUUCG
Molecule: messenger RNA, 580 nt
Organism: Ilex paraguariensis (yerba mate)
Lineage: Eukaryota; Viridiplantae; Streptophyta; Magnoliopsida; Aquifoliales; Aquifoliaceae
Source: the annotation of a GenBank genome assembly